CAUUAAUGGCUUUAUACCAGAGGGUCGAGGUGGUCAUGUAGCUACAAUAUUCCAAAAUCAAAUUUAUUUUAUGGGAGGUGCUCGUAUAAUCCCAUCGACUAACCCAAUAAGGAGUCCAACAAGAGUAUAUAAUUUAUCGGACCAGGUUUUUUUCUUGGAUCUUUCAUCAUCAUUCUCUACAAGUAAUCCACCUUAUGUGGAUCUUUCCGAAACUUCUGCUCGAAUGACAUAUGGAUUUGAAAAAGGAGCUGCAGUAGUUGGUGGUCCUGCUAAUGAUAAUGUCUAUCUCGUAGAAGGUAUACAACAAGACCUUUCACUCCUUAAUAAAAUCGAUAAAAACGUAACAAUAACUUCGAAUCAAACAUUAAUGUAUAAUGAAUUACUCAAGACUUGGAACGUAACGAAUAAUACUAUUUUUAUGUACAAUCUGAGGGAGAAAUAUUGGACGAUUCCGAAGCCUAUUGGUGUGCCACCAAGUAUUAGACGUAGAUCAGCUUCAACGGUAAUAGAUAAAGAUGGAACAAAAAUAUAUAUGUUUGGAGGGAGAGCUGACACUAGUACUGGAUCGCCUAUCUUUAUUAUCUUUAAUGAUUUAUACACUUAUGAUACUAUUCUGUCUAAAUGGGAAACAAUUAAUGUGACUGAAAAUGCACCUAUAUCUCGAAGACCUACAUCUCCAGUAAAUAUGGAUGAAAUCGCAGUGUUCGAUACAAACUCCUUAAAGUGGUCAAAUAAGCAUGCAGAGAAUGCAUCUAGAAUUCAACCUCGAGUAGGCCAUACUGCGACUCUAUCACAAGAUAAAACUUCAAUUAUUAUUAUAGGCGGAACCACAGCCAGUAUAAUAGGACUUCGGAUUACUGCAUAUCCAAUUUUCAUAUUACUGGAUAUCUCAACUGAACCUUAUAAAUAUUCUGAAUUAAAUGAUUCUGGAGAACGACCACGUCCAUUAGCAUAUCAUACUGUAAAUUUAUAUCAAAAUUAUAUGAUAGUUGCUUUUGGUAAUAUUACUGAUGAAGUUUACGAAUCAAAUAAUACCAGUUCAACUAUUUAUUUAUUGGAUAUGCCAUGUCUAAAGUGGGUAACCACUUUUAUACCUAAUAACACAAGCUGUCCACCUCAAACUUUACUUCAACCUUCACCUCAAUCUACACCAAUUGGUGUAAUUAUUGGUACAACUAUUGCUGCUAUUAUAUUUGUAGUAUUGUUGAUUGCCGCUAUAUUAUAUAUACGCAGAAGAAGAAAAUCAAGAAAAGAUAUCCUCGAAAUCGGGCCAGACCAACCCAGAAACGAAUUAUUGGACUAG
Molecule: messenger RNA, 1303 nt
Organism: Racocetra persica
Lineage: Eukaryota; Fungi; Glomeromycota; Glomeromycetes; Diversisporales; Gigasporaceae
Source: the annotation of a GenBank genome assembly